Melospiza melodia melodia is the source of this 4091-nucleotide messenger RNA. RefSeq names its product EMAP like 1 (gene EML1). Bases 82 to 2667 code for a protein of 861 amino acids. NCBI's taxonomy places the organism in Eukaryota, Metazoa, Chordata, Aves, Passeriformes, Passerellidae. The transcript has 25 exons. Gene Ontology annotation, biological process: microtubule cytoskeleton organization. Gene Ontology annotation, cellular component: mitotic spindle. The record is from RefSeq and is a predicted model, not a curated record. Gene Ontology annotation, molecular function: microtubule binding.
CUCCGCUCCGCAGCGUGUGGGCGAGCAGGCAGCGGGCGGCCGCCGGGACAGCCGAGGGGACGCCGGGAGCGCAGCGGCAGGAUGGAGGACGGCUUCUCCAGCUACAGCAGCCUCUACGACACCUCCUCGCUGCUCCAGUUCUGCAACGAUGACAGUGCCUCUGCUGCAAGCAGCAUGGAGGUCACAGAUCGCAUUGCCUCUCUGGAGCAGCGUGUGCAGAUGCAGGAAGAUGACAUCCAGCUGCUCAAAUCUGCCCUUGCUGAUGUGGUCCGACGCUUGAAUAUCACGGAGGAGCAGCAGGCCAUGCAGAACAAGAAAGGACCUACCAAAGAUCAGAGUAUGAUUAAAAAAGCUGCUGCUGAGGCUGAUAAACUUGUCAGUCCUGCUACCACAGCAAGACCACUGGUACAAACCCUGCCUUUAAGGACUACAGUUAACAAUGGAACUGUAUUACCAAAGAAACCAAGUGGCUCUUUACCUUCUCCAUCAGGAAGCAGAAAGGAGACUGUAACACCAGCAGCAAAAAGGUCUGUGAAUCUUCUCAAUGCAUGCAAACUGAAAAAGCCUGCUCUAAGCACCAUUAAGAGAACCAGUUCAGCUGAGCGUGUGUCCCCAGGAGGUCGGAGGGAAAGCUAUGGAGAUUCCAAAGGGAGUCGCAACCGCACUGGUUCCACCAGCAGUUCAUCUAGUGGUAAAAAGAACAGUGAAAGCAAACCCAAGGAACCAAUGUUCAGUGCAGGGAAGCGCCGUGUGACACACUGCAAAGAGGAAGGAUACGUAAAAAUGUUUCUUCGUGGACGUCCUGUUACCAUGUACAUGCCCAAAGAGCAAGUGGAAUCUUACAAUUUGGAAGCAAAAGUAGAACUACCAGCCAAGAGGCUUAAACUGGAAUGGGUCUAUGGCUACAGGGGCCGGGACUGCCGCAGCAAUCUGUACCUGCUGCCGACGGGCGAGACCGUGUACUUCAUCGCCUCUGUGGUCGUGCUCUUCAACGUGGAAGAGCAGCUCCAGAGACAUUACACUGGCCACAAUGAUGAUGUCAAGUGCCUGGCUGUUCAUCCUGAUAGGAUUACUAUAGCAACAGGUCAAGUUGCAGGGACAUCCAAGGAUGGGAAACAAUUGCCACCACACGUGCGUGUCUGGGAUUCUGUAACUCUGAACACACUUCAUGUCAUCGGAAUGGGGUUUUUUGACCGAGCUGUCACUUGCAUUGCUUUUUCUAAAUCUAAUGGAGGAAGUAGCCUGUGCUCUGUGGAUGACUCCAAUGACCAUGUGCUUUCCGUGUGGGACUGGCAGAAAGAAGAGAAGCUGGCAGAUGUCAAGUGCUCUAAUGAGGCUGUAUUUGCUGCAGAUUUUCACCCUACUGAUACAAAUAUAAUAGUCACCUGUGGAAAAUCACACCUUUAUUUUUGGACAUUAGAAGGAAAUUCCCUUAUUAAAAAGCAAGGAUUAUUUGAGAAACAAGAGAAGCCAAAGUUUGUCCUGUGUGUGACCUUUUCUGAAAAUGGUGAUACUAUUACAGGAGACUCAAGUGGAAACAUUUUGGUUUGGGGGAAAGGUACCAACAGAAUAAGCCAUGCAGUUCAAGGAGCACAUGAGGGUGGAAUCUUUGCCCUGUGUAUGCUGCGAGAUGGCACCUUGGUAUCAGGGGGAGGAAAAGACCGAAAGCUGAUCUCUUGGAAUGGAAACUACCAAAAAAUUCACAAAACUGAGAUUCCAGAGCAGUUUGGUCCAAUAAGAACAGUAGCAGAGGGAAAAGGAGAUGUUGUAUUAAUAGGAACCACCAGAAACUUCGUCCUACAGGGCACCCUGUCAGGAGACUUUUUCCCAAUCACCCAGGGCCACACUGAUGAGCUCUGGGGACUUGCAGUCCAUUCCUCUAAGCCUCAGUUCUUCACAUGUGGACAUGACAAACACAUUACACUCUGGGAUGCAACCACUCACCAUCCUAUCUGGAACAAGAUUAUAGAGGAUCCAGCACAGUCUUCAGGUUUUCAUCCUUCAGCAUCUGUUGUUGCAGUAGGGACACUAACUGGAAGGUGGUUUGUGUUUGACACAGAAACAAAAGACUUGGUCACUGUACACACAGAUGGAAACGAACAGCUGUCUGUAAUGCGUUACUCACCAGAUGGAAACUUCUUGGCAAUAGGUUCCCAUGACAACUGUAUUUAUAUAUAUGGUGUAAGUGAAAAUGGAAGAAAGUACUCUAGAAUUGGCAAAUGUUCAGGUCAUUCCAGCUUCAUUACUCAUCUGGAUUGGUCUGUUAAUUCACAAUAUCUCGUAUCAAAUUCAGGAGACUAUGAAAUCUUAUACUGGAUCCCCUCUGCUUGUAAACAAGUUGUGAGUGUUGAAACAACUAGGGAUAUAGAAUGGGCCACUUACACCUGUACUUUAGGAUUCCAUGUUUUUGGUGUGUGGCCUGAAGGUUCAGAUGGCACAGACAUCAACGCUGUCUGUCGAUCCCACGGGAGAAAACUGCUAUCAACAGGAGAUGACUUUGGCAAAGUCCAUCUCUUCUCAUACCCAUGCUCACAGUUCAGGGCUCCAAGCCACGUGUAUGGUGGACACAGUAGUCAUGUAACUAAUGUAGAUUUUCUCUGUGAAGACACCCACCUCAUCUCCACAGGAGGAAAGGACACAAGUAUUAUGCAGUGGCGAGUCAUUUAAAGGAAACAUCAGCAUGAACAUACACAGUUGAGUCGACCAUGCACAGAACUUAUGUAUAAACUGUAUAUUUAAAACUUAACAGUAUGUUUGCAGUUUAGCCUGGUCACUGUGAUUUUUGUUUAAAAAAUUCUUACAAACCUCAGGAAAAUUAAGCCCUGUGCUGGUUACCUUACUCAGUCUAGUAUUUUUUUUUCAUUGUGUCACACCUUAAGAUUGAUCGUUCUCUGUUGUACAAUAUACAAUGCAGUACAAGUUUAAUAUAAGAAAUGUGGCUUGACAGUUUGCAAUACAGUGGUAUCAGCAGAAUGUGACUACCUUAAAUGUUUUCUAUAAACACUGCUAAACUGGUCACAAAAAUGCCUUUCAAAGACUGUAUAUAUGUGCUUAUUCGUUUCACUAUCUACACUUUGUACUAUAUAUCUACUUAUAUAGAAAAAUCUAUGACAAUGUCAAGGUACUGAACUGUUUCUGCUGGAGGCUGAUGAAUAGAUACAUAAAGUAUAAACUGCAAUUUAAGAUGCAAAAAUUAGUGUUCUAGACCUGAAAAUGUGAAUGCUGGUAAAUUUGCAUUCUCCUGGUAACAGCACACUGUGGGUGUCACCCAUGAGGAGUUGUGUUCCUUUUCCAAUGAAUCAGCAGGCUUUGUCCCAGUUUGACCUGAAUUUUUCAGCAGGGCAUACAGAUGUCUGUGUGGUUCAGGUAGUCCAUAUGAAUUUAAAUUAAAAGUCUUUUUACUUGUAUAUGAAAAAUUUCUUUUUGAAAACAAACCAAUAAAGCUUGGCCACAUCCCCAUUAUUGGCUCAUAUAUUUAACUAAUAUGUAUAUUAAUCAGCAUGAUGCUAUAUUGUACAUGUAUAAGAUUUUAGCAGUUCAUAACAAAUGGUAAGGCCAUCUAGCUUUACUUUUUUAUGCUUAUGGAUACUGUAUAUUUGUAUUUUAAGACCAAGUAGACCAAGUCUAAAGAUAUCUUUUUAAGUGUACCAUAAACCUGCAGAGGGUAAAGGAAGACUUGGAAGCCUACAUGAAAUAUUAAUGUGUAACUUCUUGCCCCUGUGUUUUGUGCAUGGAUGGGUAUUUAUAGUAUGAAAUAAGAUUGUGUUUUGCAAUGAAGUAACAGUGGAGGUGGUAUAAAAUGGUUAAGAAGGCCUUAUCAAUGUUGAUUGUGACACAGAUUGAAAUGUAUUGUUUACUAUGAGGAAUGUAUCUGAAGAAUUUUAAAAGAAGAGUUCUAAGUGGACUCGCAAAAAGUAAUAUUAAAAUUUUGCUUGUAAUGGACAGUAAAUGUUAAUUCUCUGAACUCUAAAGCACUGGUUGUUUAGAGUGAUUUAAAUGAAAUUGAACCAAUAAAUUUUGAAACUUUUUUAUUACAUCUCCAACCUCCUACACUGAAAGUGCAGGACACCAAUAAACAUGUAUUAAAGUGA